CGAGCAGCUGCGACUGAUCUGAAUGCUAGGGCACCACGCUCUCACCAGAGGAAGAAUUUUCUAUCUGAAUCAAUUGAACAGAAGCCCUGAAAAUGUCUUACGGGUCCAUUGAUGGAGGAGCAUUUGGAAGCAGGAACCCUUUUGGAGGCCCUUCCAGACAAGGCUACCAGCCUGUUGCCACACAGGUGAGCGCCUCCGAGCUGCAGGAUGUGUUUCAGGAGACCUCCUCCAACAUCUUCCAGAUCAACGCAAAUGUGGUAGCCUUAGAGAAGAGCCUGCAGUCCCUGGGCACAUCUAGAGACACCGCUGAACUGCGACAGAGCCUACAUUCCAUGCAGCAGCAAACCAACAAAGUCAUCACAAGCACAAGUCAACUCAUCAAACAGCUAUCUGAUAUCAUCAGUGGCUCUUCUCGGCAAGACCGACUGCGGCUGACCAGGCUGAAGACAGAACUGUCUGAGUCGGUGCAGCGCUAUGGAGACCUGCAGAAGAAAAUUGCGGAUCGUUCGAGGGCUCUACUCCCUCCAGCACAGAAAGACAGGAAGUCUGCAACGAGUCCACAGACGCCAUUUACGGAGCUAAGUGAGGAGGGGGCGUUGUUCGGCACGGCCGGAGGGACCGAGGGUGAGCAGGCCUUCCUGUCGGAGAUCAGUGAGGAGGACGUGGAGGCCCUCAGGCAGAGAGAGGAAGCGCUGCUGCAGAUCGAGAAAGACAUACUGGAUGUGAGUGCCAUCAUGAAGGAACUGGCCAGCAUGGUGCACGAGCAAGGAGACACCAUAGAUAGCAUUGAGGACUACAUCCAGACCACAUCAUCACACGUGGACCUGGCCAAUCAGGAACUGGCCAAGGCCAGUCAUCACCAGAGGCAACUGAGGAAGAGGAAAUGCUACCUGCUGUUAGCCGGAGCUCUGUUGUUAACCCUCCUCGUCAUUAUCAUUGCAAUCACAGCAAGAAAAUGAGAACUGGCCAGCAAGGAUCUGACUCAGCUGAAACAAGAUGGUUGCCUGUCCCUCCACCCCCUGGUGAACAGCAGCUUCUUCUCUGACCGGGAAAACUGCUUCUGAUCGCUGAGUUCUUCUGAAUGUGUGUGUCUUCAUGGCCCAGCAUCCUUUAAAAAAAACGUCUGGACUGUCCGAUUCUUCUGUUUGUGACCUCUUGACCUUUGGCCAUCUGCUAUCCGUAUCCGCAGCCAGUGCCCAACUGGUACAGGCUUUAAAACCCCUGACAUGUUAGUUUUCAAGCUCCAUUUCAUUUAACAUGAAACCUGUGACAUUACUCCACUUUGCAGACUAUGACUUAAGUACAGGCAGUCUACCUUUCCACUGAACAUAUCCAGAGUGCUGAGAUGUAUUUAGUUUGCUAUGUGCGUAUUUACUUGAUGUCCUUGCUGACCUAUUCAAGGCAGGAAACGUACAGUGUAAAUCUGAUAAAGUAGAUAACAGAGAGAGGGUCACGUAUUUCAAAACAAAAUCUAUUUCCGUUUAAGAACACUAUUAAGGUUAUUCAAUCUUCUCCUAUAUGACAUGAACAUAACUUUAGCCUCUGGCAGUCUUCAGCAGCACAGUGGACAUACCUUUUCGUCUGCUUCUGUGGUUCCUUUGUUCGUUAUUCAUACAGUAGAUGGUUUGGAAUAUAUGCCACUGAACUAUAGUAAAUUAUAAUGUGUUCUGGCUAUUUGUAAUAUGAGAUACUGGGGCUUGGUUGGUGGACAAUCUGCUGCAUACAUACUGUAUAUUUAUUAAGCUGUAAAAAUAUAUAUCGAAACUGUUUAUUUAUUUAUUGUAUGUUUUUAUUUCAUCUAGUUAUAUGUGAAAUAUUUAUAGACAUUGUGCUCUGCUACCAAAACAAAUAGUUGUAAAAGUAGCUGUUUUCCUUUGCAUAAUUUAAAAAGUGAGUUGAUGUAAUGUGUUUGUAAUUUGCUGUCUAGUUUAUUUUUUGUAUUAUAAGAUUGUGAAUCAAAACCGGCAUUGGGCAUCAUGAGCCGUGAUAGCACAACACGGUGUUUUCUUUUUUUUUUCUUAUUCACCUGUAAUGCUGUGUUUGUCAUAAACAUACAAAAAGACCAGAAACAUUUAAUUUAUGAUGAUAUGAGCAUUUAUUUGUGUUUUAGUAAA
Alosa sapidissima (American shad) is the source of this 2114-nucleotide messenger RNA. It is a transcript of the gene tsnare1, whose product is annotated as T-SNARE Domain Containing 1. NCBI's taxonomy places the organism in Eukaryota, Metazoa, Chordata, Actinopteri, Clupeiformes, Clupeidae. The record is from RefSeq and is a predicted model, not a curated record. Bases 93 to 959 code for a protein of 288 amino acids. Gene Ontology annotation, molecular function: SNARE binding; SNAP receptor activity. Gene Ontology annotation, cellular component: membrane; endomembrane system; SNARE complex. Gene Ontology annotation, biological process: vesicle-mediated transport; intracellular protein transport; vesicle fusion. The transcript has 12 exons.